Microbotryum saponariae is the source of this 567-nucleotide messenger RNA. The record is from the annotation of a GenBank genome assembly. Lineage: Eukaryota; Fungi; Basidiomycota; Microbotryomycetes; Microbotryales; Microbotryaceae.
AUGUACAUCCCUAAGUCAGCCGCGGGUGAAAUCGCCGGCGCGCCUAAGUCCCCACCGCAAGGGGGCGGGCUAGCGGGCGCGCGCAUGAAUCCGCCGGCGCUGGCGCGCUGAGGCAGUCGCGCGCGUCUAAGUCCCCACCGCCGGGGGCGGGCUAGCAAGUGCGCGCAACGACCGAGGCGCCCCUGUCGAGCUGAGAGUGGACUCUUCACAACAACAACACCGUCAAGCGUUUUUCUCCCAUCCCGGACAUGACCAAUGUUCGAUACGAGGUGGCUCGAUCGCGUUAUCGCUCUAAAUUCGAUGUGGCCGCGGCAUUUGAGCAGGUUCGGGUCAUACCGGAGCACGUCGAUCGCACCGGCUUCGCAACGGUGACGGGCACGUACACGUCGUGUCAGGAGCACAGCCUGCACUGCCAUCAAUACUCGAAGGAAGUCUCCCAAGUUUGCGGCCGGAGUCGACAUCAGCUACCGGUUUGUUCGUUGCAAGCAUUGUCGGCGCGAUGGUGUAGUCGUGAGGGCGCGCGGGCGCGCACUCAGUGGUCGAGGGUUCGAUCCGCCCGGAGCGUGA